ACGUGAGGCGGGAAAAAGCAGGCGUGGGGGGAAGCAACGCAGAAAGAGAGCGAGACAAGCCCCGGAUUCUGCCCCCGCCACGCCCCGCCGCUUCGUUUCCUCCGCCGCGCGCCUCCUCACACACCCACUACCCCACCCCACCACCUCUCCCCACCACGGCGACCCGGUGCAUCCCCGGCGCCGGCGCCGGGUAGCUCUCACUGCGCGCGCGCCCCCCGAGGUGGCCGCCCCGUCACUCGUCGCGCGUGGACGCUCCAUCCAUCAAGGGGUGCGGGUGUCAUCUCUCCUGAGGAAGCGGCGCGGCGAUGGCCGGGGAGCAGGCGCCCGAGGCGUCGCCCAGGCCCGACGAGACCGACUACGGCUGCGCUGACCGAUUCGUCAUCCCCGCCAAGGGCGCCACCGUCGAGCGUCUGCGGCGCUGGAGGGAAGCUGCACUAGUCCUCAAUGCUUGUCGACGAUUCAGAUAUACGCUUGACCUAAAAGAGGACGAGGAAAAGGAACAAAUAAGGAGGAAGAUUAGGGCCCAUGCUCAAGUCAUAAGGGCCGCAUUACUUUUCAAAGAGGCUGGAGAAGAGCCGAAUGGUGGGGAAUUACCAGAAACUCCCCCACGAGGUUUUGGAAUUGGAGAGAAGCAGCUGACAGUGUUGACUAGGGAUCAUAAUUAUUCUACUAUUCAAGAAUAUGGAGGGGUUAAAGGGCUCGCGAAUUUACUGAAAACCAACUUAGAGAAGGGAAUUCAUGGAGAUGAGGCAGAUUUGUCAUGCAGGGCGAAUGCUUUUGGGGCUAACAGAUAUCCUCGCAAGAAAGGAAAGAGUUUUUGGGUUUUUCUUUGGGAGGCCUGCCAGGACUUGACGCUAGUUAUUCUUAUCAUAGCGGCAGUAAUUUCUCUAGUAUUGGGGAUUGCAACGGAGGGUAUCAAAGAAGGAUGGUAUGAUGGCACAAGUAUUGCAUUCGCGGUCUUUCUUGUUAUAGUCGUUACAGCUGUCAGUGACUACAAACAGUCCCUGCAGUUCCAAUACCUCAACGAGGAAAAGCAAAACAUACAAGUGGAGGUUAUUAGGGGUGGUAGAAGGAUUCAAGUGUCAAUAUUUGAUAUUGUAGUUGGUGACGUAGUGGCUCUAAAAAUCGGUGAUCAGGUCCCAGCUGAUGGUGUUUUAAUUAGUGGUUAUUCUCUUGCCAUUGAUGAGUCCAGUAUGACUGGGGAAAGCAAGAUUGUUAUGAAGGAUCAGAAGACACCUUUUUUAAUGGCAGGAUGCAAAGUAGCUGAUGGUUAUGGCACCAUGUUGGUAACGGCAGUUGGACUUAACACUGAAUGGGGUUUAUUAAUGGCUAGCAUUUCAGAAGACAAUAAUGAAGAAACUCCUUUGCAGGUGCGGUUGAAUGGAGUAGCAACACUCAUAGGUAUCGUAGGCCUAUCUGUUGCUGCUAUGGUCCUCAUAGUCCUCUUUGCAAGAUAUUUUACAGGACACACUACAAAUUCAGAUGGCUCUGGUCAGUUUGUUAAAGGGCAGACAAGUGUGAAAUCUACAAUAUUUGGAUCAAUAAAGAUAUUAACUGUUGCAGUGACUAUUGUUGUUGUUGCUGUACCUGAAGGUCUACCACUGGCUGUAACACUAACUCUGGCAUAUUCCAUGCGGAAAAUGAUGGCUGACAAAGCACUGGUGCGGAGGCUUUCUGCCUGUGAAACGAUGGGUUCGGCUACAACAAUUUGUAGUGACAAGACCGGUACAUUAACACUGAACCAGAUGACUGUUGUGCAAUCGAUUGUUGGUGGAAUGAAGCUGCAACCUCCUACUAUUGUUGAUAACUCGUCGAGUACUUUUGAGAACUUGUCACCUACUGUAAUCUCACUUCUACUUGAAGGAAUUGCACAGAAUACUUCAGGCAGUGUGUUUGAGGCAGAGGAUGGUAGUGUCGAGGUAACAGGCUCACCAACGGAAAAAGCAAUCCUUUCUUGGGGUGUUGAGCUUCAUAUGAAAUUUGUGGAGGAGAGAUCAAAAUCUGCUAUAAUUCAUGUUUCUCCCUUCAACUCAGAAAAAAAACGCGCUGGGGUUGCAGUGGUUGUGAGAGAUUCUGAUGUUCAUGUACACUGGAAAGGAGCUGCUGAAAUUGUUCUCGCCUUAUGCACAAGUUGGCUUGAUGUGGAUGGCUCAACUCAUGAAAUGACACCUGAUAAGGCUAAUCAACUCAAGAAACUUAUAGAAGAUAUGGCUGAGCAAAGUCUUCGAUGUGUUGCUUUUGCUUAUAGAAAUCUUGAUCUGAAGGAUGUUCCAAGUGAGGAGCAAAGAAUUAACUGGCAAUUGCCUGAUAAUGACCUGACACUUAUUGCAAUUGCGGGGAUGAAGGAUCCUUGUCGCCCUGAAGUAAGAGGUGCUGUUGAGCUGUGCAUCAAGGCUGGUGUAAAGGUACGGAUGGUAACUGGAGAUAAUCUGAAAACAGCUAGAGCGAUAGCACUUGAGUGUGGAAUACUCGAGAACUCUGAGGUAUCUGAACGAGAUAUAAUAGAGGGAAAAGAAUUCCGUGCUUACGAUGACGCUGAAAGGGAGAAAAUUGCCGGAAAUAUUUCUGUAAUGGCAAGAUCUUCUCCUAGUGACAAGCUUCUCCUUGUAAAAGCUCUUAAGAAAAGAGGCGAUGUUGUUGCUGUUACUGGUGAUGGAACAAAUGAUGCUCCUGCGUUGCAUGAGGCACAUAUUGGUCUUGCUAUGGGCAUCCAAGGAACAGAAGUAGCAAAAGAGAGCUCAGACAUAAUUAUUCUGGAUGACAAUUUUUCUUCAGUUGUGAAGGUGGUCCGCUGGGGUCGUUCUGUUUAUGCAAAUAUCCAAAAGUUUAUUCAGUUCCAGCUCACCGUAAAUGUUGCGGCUCUUGUCAUCAAUGUGGUUGCUGCUGUUUCCUCGGGAAAUGUUCCUCUGAAUGCUGUUCAGCUUCUCUGGGUUAAUCUCAUCAUGGACACGCUUGGGGCUCUUGCGUUGGCCACGGAACCACCAACAGAUGAACUUAUGAAGCGGUCACCUGUUGGAUGGAGAGAACCACUUGUGACUAAUAUUAUGUGGAGAAACGUGUUCAUUCAGGCUGUCUUUCAAGUUGUGGUUCUUCUGACUCUCAACUUUAGGGGCCGGAAUCUUUUGCAUUUGACUCAAGACACUCUCGAUCACUCCAGCAAAGUAAAAAAUACAGUUAUAUUCAAUACUUUUGUCUUGUGUCAGGUGUUUAAUGAGUUCAAUUCCCGUAAACCAGAAGAAUUGAACAUCUUUGAUGGUGUUUCAAGAAACCAUCUUUUCGUGGUAGUAGUGAGUACUACUGUUGUGCUGCAGGUUGUAAUUAUUGAGUUCCUUGGGAAAUUUACAUCUACAGUGAGACUCAACUGGGAGCUUUGGCUUGUUUCUCUAGCUAUUGCUUUUGUAAGUUGGCCCUUGGCUUUUGUUGGAAAAUUCAUUCCUGUUCCAAACACACCAUUGAAGGAUCUCAUCGUAAGGUGUUGGCCCAAAAGGAAGCAAGGUGACGAAAGAGCAUCACCACCGGGUGAACAAGAGUCACCGCCGGUGUGAGACUACCUAACCAAGUGUCCAAAAUUAUCAGAUGCUGAAAUUUAGUGUUGGUGCACAUAGAUGGUUGUUUACUUUGGGAUGCUGAUUUCUUCUAACCAUGCUACCUUUUUACCUGAAUUCUGAGGCUCCUUGCUGACUCAUGAUCUAGAAUUUAAAGCCAAUGUUAACAAAAGAUAUUCUCCUUGGCCUAACGAAGUUCAGGUCUUCAGGACCUCCAGCGGUACAUUGCAGAAGUUGUGCAACCGAUUCUGGAAUGGUGUAAGUCGGGAAAAUCGCUAUAAACAUUUUUUUCUUUUUUGACAGGAGUGAAGCGUAGCUCGUUUUCCCUAUAUUCUUUCUUUUUAGAUGUCGUCAAGAAUAUUUUGUCUAACCAGAUACUCGUGUUUGGUGUGGAGUCUGGUUGCCAUCUGAAUGCUACUGGGGUGUGGUUGUAAGGUUUGACUUCCGUAAUGUACAUUGGCCGACUUUGUUGAGUUACCUUUGGUAUUUGUUGC
Messenger RNA from Phragmites australis (common reed), 4039 nucleotides. Its product is annotated as calcium-transporting ATPase 5, plasma membrane-type-like. Lineage: Eukaryota; Viridiplantae; Streptophyta; Magnoliopsida; Poales; Poaceae. Gene Ontology annotation, cellular component: intracellular membrane-bounded organelle; membrane. Gene Ontology annotation, molecular function: ATP binding; calmodulin binding; P-type calcium transporter activity. Gene Ontology annotation, biological process: calcium ion transmembrane transport. Bases 306 to 3545 code for a protein of 1079 amino acids. The transcript has 35 exons. The record is from RefSeq and is a predicted model, not a curated record.